Molecule: messenger RNA, 3150 nt
Organism: Histoplasma mississippiense
Lineage: Eukaryota; Fungi; Ascomycota; Eurotiomycetes; Onygenales; Ajellomycetaceae
Exons: 6
Coding region: 1-3150 (1049 amino acids)
Molecular function (GO): molybdenum ion binding; oxidoreductase activity
Source: RefSeq, a predicted model, not a curated record
AUGGCACCGCACGCCCAUUACACCCGCCCAAGGUACCACCCCGGCUCUACUGAGGUGGAAAUCGAGGAGGAACCGGAUUGGCAAACAGCUGGAUUGCACCGUAUCGGGCUUCGCAAUGGGGAAAAUAAUGUCCCUGGUUUAACUCACCGGGGUGACGAAUGGCUAAAGGAGGAGCUUGAAUAUGAAGAACAAGCAGUUAAGACUGAGGCGGAAUUCAAAAAGAGAUUGGAGAGUGGGGAUCUGAUUACGGUGCGGGAUGUUAUGGUGAACCAGGAAGAUUUCCAUCUGCGAAGACCCGAAGUUUUUUCAGAGGGCUGGCGGUAUGUGCUACAUACCACGGAAGACUUUAUCAAGAAUCAGCAAGACUGGCCUGCAAAUAUCCAGAAAACACAGAAGGAACAGGAAGAAAAGGAAAAGAAGGAAGAGGAGGAGGUGAAGAAGGAGCAUGAAUGGCGACGAGAACGUGGAGAGAAUGCCACUCAGCAAAACGCAUAUGCUCUCAGGGAACCAGAUGACGACGCUGGCCAAAGUGAGGCCGAGAAGAAGCUCACAGCUGGCAAGUGUGAUGAUUUGAAGCAAAAAUAUUCCGCCCAAGAGAUUGCACUUUUACGGGCCCUACAGCACGAGAACGUAUAUAUGCACUCUCUCCGAAUUAACGAUGGCAAGGGACAGUCUCCGUUAGCCCACGAUGAAGAGCAGAGGCGAUUUUUCAUAGAUGAGGCUGAUCAGUUUACUCCUGAUAACUGGGUCCCGCGAACCGACACUCUCAUUCGCCUCACAGGCAAGCACCCAUUCAAUGCUGAACCUCCCCUGAGCAUGCUUUACAAUGCUGGUCUAAUUACCCCGAAUAAAAUACAUUACGUACGAAACCACGGCCCCGUUCCUCAUCUGCGCUGGCAAACCCAUCAACUUGAUGUCGAAAACGGAAAACUGGUGCUGCCCAUGCAACAGCUAAAGGACGACUUUGAUCCCAUUAAUAUCCCUGUCCUCAUGGCGUGUGACGGCAAUAGACGGAAGGAAGUUAACAUGACCAAAAGGUCGAAGGGGUUCAACUGGGGACCUGGAGCUUGUGGGUGUGCGUAUUGGAAAGGGCCGUUGCUUCGGGAUGUUCUCCUUGCGGCGGGCGUUCGUCAGGAUGCGGCACACGGGCGGUCCUGGGUCAACUUCCAGGGCGCAGAUCAUCCGAACGAGGGCAAGUAUGAAACAUGCAUUCCCUUGGAGUAUGCCAUGGAUCCGAGUAACGACGUUAUUCUUGCGUAUGAGAUGAAUGACAAAGCGCUGCCGCCAGACCAUGGGUAUCCAGUGCGCGUCAUUAUUCCCGGUUACAUCGGUGGACGAUGGGUGAAAUGGCUUUCACGUAUCUGGAUUUCUGACAAACCAAAUAAUAGCUAUUAUCAUGUGUUUGACAAUCGAGUGGUGCCUGGAUUUAUCACCGAAAUGGAUUCGGAAUUUGCGAAGGCGAUGUUUUCCAACACCAGCACUGCGUGUAAUGAGCAGAGCUUGAAUUCCGUGAUUGUUAAGCCCGCCCACGGAGAGAAGCUAAAUCUGGUGUCAGAGGAUCAAAAAAAGAGGCGGCUAUAUAGAGUUGAAGGUUUGGCAUAUGCAGGAGGGGGCCAUGAGGUCCAGAGGGUUGAAGUCAGUUUGGACCGCGGUAAAAGCUGGCUGUACUGUAUCCGUAGGUUUCCCGAGGCACCAAUUCGCCAUGGCAAAAAGUUUUGGACUUGGAUUCACUGGUCUGUUGAUGUCGACAUUUCUCACUUAGCCCAAGCAAGCGGAAUCACAGUCCGAUGCUUCGAUGUGUUCAAAAAUUGUCAGUCGGAAGGGCUGAACUGGAAUUUACUGGGUAUGAUGAACAACUGCUGGUACACCGUCCGCAGUAAUAUUACUCAAGACCCGAAGUCUGGCGACCUGUCGAUCACCUUCCAACAUCCUACUGAACCAGGAUCGGGUCAGGGGGGCUGGAUGAAGCCGUCAACAGAGGAUCAACUGGAUGAGAUCCGACAUGAAGUGCCAGCUCCACAGAAGCAGUUCACCCGUGAAGAGAUUGAAAAACACGAUUCGAAAUCAGACUGCUGGAUCGUCAUCAAUAACAAAGUUUAUGAUGCGACGAGCGUGCUCGACUGGCACCCUGGAGGAGCGGCUGCCAUUAUGGCGCAUGCGGGGAAGGUUCAUGCCGAGACCACAGAGGAGUUUGGCAGUGUCCACGAUGACUAUGCUCAGAAGAAAUUGAGUGAAUGCGUACUCGGCGUUGUAACCGAUAAGACGAAGAGAUACAUAAAGAAACAAGCUGAAGAAAGUGCGAAAGCAAAGGCGAAAGCCGACUCGGCCAGCUCUGGACGGGGGAUCCAGCGCCAUAAAUGGACCCAGGUCCGCCUUCGCGAGAAAAGACGACUUUCUGCAGACACCCAAUUAUAUACCUUUGCUCUCCCUCCGGGCGUAAAAAGUCUCGGUCUGGGCACUUGCCAACACAUCCUUCUGGGAUUCCACUUCUUUGACAAACUUGUAAUUCGAGCCUACACACCUGUGCGGCCGGUUUUCGAAAGCGAGGCAGACGGUACCUUUAGUCUCGUCGUAAAAACGUAUUUCCCAAGCUCUACACAGCCUGGCGGCACGAUCAGCAACAUACUAGACUGCCUGCGUGAAAACGAAGAGGUCGAAGUCAAAGGCCCCGCAGGUUUGAUUGAAUAUAAAGGCCAUGGUGAAUUCGUGAUUGACGGCAAGAAGCGCACAUUCAAAAACGUCACACUAAUCCUUGGCGGGUCUGGAAUUACACCUGGAUACCAGCUCAUAGCGCGCAUUCUCCGCUCAGAUAAGGUGCCUGGCGGUUCAAAGGACUCAACCCGCAUCAGAGUAAUAGACGCCAACAAAACGGGGGAUGACAUACUGUUAGCAGACGAGCUUGAGGAAUUUGCGAAGCAGCACCCGGAGCAGUUUCAGAUUGUGCAUGUUCUUGGACAUCCAUACAAGGAGUUGCCAGAGGGGAGAAUUAGCGGGUUUGUGAAUAAAGAUAUCAUCCGGAAGUAUGGUUUUGAGCCAGCGGAAGAGAAUGUAGCUCUCCUCUGCGGGCCACCUGGGUUGAUUAAAAUGGCGGCGCUGCCAAAUCUGAAAGAAUGGGGUUAUAAAGAGGAUGUAAACCUUUUUGGAUUCUGA